AUGUACCCCGGCGCCUUGUCCAUUCUCAACCCGAACCCUACCAAGCUGCCUGGCCCGACCCUGCUGCACCAUCUCGUCACGCCCGCUUGCCAUUUACAAGCUCUCGAGUACCAGUCUCGCGGCCAGAGAACCUCGUACACGUACCGCCACCUACACGAUGUCGCCGACGCCAUCGCCUGCCACAUCUCCGACGCCCGUCGACGCGCCGGCCGCCAUCAGGCAGACUUCAUAGUCCCGGUUCUCAUCCCCCAGUCCCCGUUGCUGUACAUCUCCCUGCUCGCUAUCCUCAAGGCUGGCGGCGCCUUUUGCCCCCUCAACAUCGACGCGCCCCCCGAAAGGAUCAAGUUUCUCCUCAAAGACGUUUCGGCUGAAGUGGUCCUCGUUUCCUCCGCUCUGGCAUCCAAAUUGCCUUUGGACACGGGCACCGACAUUCUCCAGGUCGACCGAGUGAGCACCAGCCAAGACCAUGGCCCCCGUGAACAUCGCCAGCCCUCGCCAGCCGAUCUGGCCUACGUCAUGUAUACGUCUGGCUCGACGGGCACCCCCAAAGGCGUCGGCGUUUCCCAUGCUGCGGCAACACAGGCCCUGCUCGCCCACGACGCUCAUGUCCCAUCUUUUUCAAGAUUUCUCCAGUUUGCUGCGCCAACCUUUGACGUGUCUGUCUUUGAAACAUUCUUUCCCCUGUUUCGGGGCGCAACCCUCAUUGCAGCCUGCCGCGAUGAGAUGCUGGAUGACCUACCAUCCGUGCUUCGAGACAUGAACGUUGAUGCUUGCGAGCUGACACCGACUGUGGCAGCGAGCUUGCUCAGAAAUCGGCACAACGCUCCCAAUCUCAAGCUGCUCCUCACCAUUGGGGAGAUGCUGAGCACACCUAUAGUGAAAGAGUUUGGAGGGUCCCAAACAAAACCGAGUAUACUAUGGGCAAUGUAUGGGCCCACAGAAGCCGCUAUUCAUUGCACUCUGCAGACCGCCUUGUCAUCCGACUCCACGAUAAGCACCAUUGGCAUCCCCCUCGAUACGGUAUCUUGUUUCAUCAUCGAGCCCUGCAGUUCCAGCAGUGGCAGCAGCAGUUUCAGAGCUCUGCCAUGGGGCGAAAUCGGCGAACUCGCAGUGGGCGGCCACCAGCUGGCCAGGGGCUACCUCAACCGACCCGAACAAACGGCCUCCGCAUUCAUCUCAUCUCCCUACGGUCGGCUCUACCGGACUGGAGACCGGGCCCGUUUGACUGCGGAUGGGAAGCUCGAAUGUCUCGGACGCUUGGCCAACGGGCAGGUGAAGCUGCGUGGCCAGCGCAUCGAGCUCGGGGAGAUCGAGCAAGCAGCCUUGUCGACACCGGGGUGCCACGGCGCGGUAGCGGCAGUUGUAGACUCGAAUCUUGUCGUUUUCUGCGCCGUCGACCCAGACGCCACGGAAGACGCCAUCGUGAUGCAUUGCAAACAGUGGCUGCCCUUGUUCAUGGUUCCCGGAGAAGUGAUCAUGCUGGCGGAACUUCCCCGGCUGCCAAGCGGCAAGGUUGAUACUCAAAGGUUGAGGUCGAGCUAUGGGGAGCAAAAGUUGGCUGAUCUGGGCGACAGCUCCAGUCUGGGAGAAUUUGCAGAGGCAGAGGAGGAGAUUAUCCACGUGGUGACUCUGACUCUUGGCCUGAAAGUGAGCAGACGCAUGACCCUGGCCUCUGCUGGUGUAGAUUCCCUUUCAGCGAUUAGGCUGGCGUCAGCCCUGCGCCUCUCGGGGUUUGUGACGACUGCUCCCGAACUCUUGAAGCUGAACACAAUAUCAGACAUUUGCUUCAGUAUUCGGAAUCGACCCGUGCUCAAGUCCGUCGACCUCGAGCCCCUCAAUGUCAGUCUAAUGGCCGACUUGAGCCAGCUAUUGGCACACAACCCAGGGCUGAGCCUCGAGGAGCAUCACGUUGAAGACGUCCUCCCAUGCACGCCCCUUCAAUCAGCCAUGUUGGCCGAAACCGUGAGGGAUGCGCGUCUCUACUCCAACGAGAUGGAGCUGCGGGCGGCUCCGGGCCUCGUGCCAGAUGAUGUCGUUGACGCGAUUCGCCAAGUUGCUCAGAGAAACGAGAUACUUCGAACAGGCUUUGCUCAGUGGUGCGGCGGGUUUGCUGCCAUCUUGUACAAGGCAUUCGGCACCACCGACACCCUCCAGACUGUGCGAGAAUUCCGACAUGGGCUAGCCUUUACCAAACCGCAGGAUUUCCUGAGGCCAUUGCGUUUUCAAAUGCGGGCUGAUGCGGAUGGUACCGGGCUGCGCUUGCUCGUCCAGGCUCAUCAUGCAGUGUAUGAUGGCUGGUCCAUGGACGCGAUUCUCUCUGAUCUCUCGGCUCUGCUGCGUCGGGCGCCGCUACCACCUCGGCCGCAGUUUCGGGAAGUGCUAAAUUACCAUGCCCGAGACUCCAAGAAGGCGGCAGAUGAUUUGGACAGGAGAUUUUGGAGCGAGCAUCUCCUGGGCUGGAGCAAGUCCCCAUUUCCAAGGCUGACUGCUCAGUUCUCCGUGCCAAGCGAGAUGAGGACGACAAGACGAACUCUCAAGAUACUACCAAGCCAGGUGCAAGAGGUUGCGAACCAAGCAGCUCUGAGUACUCAGGUACUAUUUCAAGCCUCUUUGGCUCUGCUGUGGAGUGGCAUUGUGGGAGAACAGGACGUGAUGCUGGGGUCGGUUACCUCAGGACGAACAAUACCCGUCGAUCGAAUAGAGGAAGUCAUAGGCCCUUGCAUCGCCUCUUUGCCUCUCAGAGUAAACCUCGACAGUAUGGUUUCAUACGCGGAUUUACUGAAGAACAUUCAGGUAAGCAAUCGGGCAAUAAUGGAACACUGCGGGCUGCCUCUUUCAGAUAUCAAGAAACUCGCGGAACUGCAACCCACCGAGAGUCUUUACGACGUUUUGUUCGUCUUCCAAGAGUCUUUUGAAGCCAAGAAGGAAUCGGUGAGGCUGUUCACUGAAGUUGGGCAUAUGGACCGCCUGGAGACGAAGCUGUUGUUCGAGAUCCAGCCCGACAAAAGCAACUAUACUGCUCAGGUAACAUAUCACUCUUCCUGGUUUCCGCCAGGCCUCGUCGAGUGUCUUAUACAGCAGCUUGAAAGCAUACUCUCAAUACUUCUUGACGACCCUGAAUCUCGCAUUCAACGAGGGCUGGAAUCUACGAUUCCUGGGCAGUCCAUUUAUAACGAGUCCAGCCAAUCGCCCUCCGAAAUUCCGGACCUCGCCGUGCAAAUCGAAGCCAGAGCGGCCAAGAUGCCGGGGGCCACUGCCCUGUGCUUCAUGGGCUCGUCUCAAACAAUCUCGGCCUCGUACCGAGAGCUGAACGAGAACGCCAACCAGGUUGCCCAUUACUUAGGCAGCUGCGACAUUGCGAUCGGCGAGGUUCUAGCCAUUAUUAUGAAAAAGUCUCCCAUCUUCUACACGUCUGUUCUUGGAAUCGUCAAAGCAGGAUGCGCCUACCUACCAAUUCUUCCGGCGACUCCGGAAGCACGAGUGCGCGAAAUCUUGAAGCAGGCGCGAAUCAAGCACUGUCUCGUCGACAGUGCUUCAUCGGCUUUGCUUUUCGUCGACGAUGUUCAGUUUCAUGAGAUGGAGAGCGGCAAGCUUGUGUCCUACCCGAAAGAGAAUAGGAGUGUUCCAGCAGAUCCUUCGCGCCUGGCCUAUGUCAUCUACACCUCUGGAACCACGGGAGAACCGAAAGGGGUGGCCGUGACGCAGAAGAACAUCGUGAGCAACAUCACUUUCCUUCAUUCAACUUAUCCUGCCCCCAAGAGCGUACGCCCAAGGCUGCUACAAGCUUGCUCUCAGGCUUUUGACGUUUCCGUGUUCGAAAUUUUCUUUACCUGGCACGCUGGCAUGUGUCUUUGCGCUGCCGUAAACGACGACAUGUUUGAGGACUUAGAGAACUCCAUACGGCAAUUGGAUAUCACCCAUCUAAGCUUGACGCCUACGGUGGUGUCACUCAUCGACCCAGAAAACGUGCCGGACGUGGAGUUUCUUGUGACCGCCGGGGAACCAAUGACCUUGUCUGUUCUUGACCGAUGGGGCGAUCGGCUUUGGCAGGGAUACGGGCCAUCGGAGACGACAAACAUAUGCAGCGUUAAGAGAAUGAAGCGGGGGGAUAACAUUGAGCAUCUGGGCUGGGCGCUGCCGAAUACAUCGACGUUUGUAUUGCGGCCUUCGAGUCUUGGGACCGUACCUACUGGGUGGGUAGGCGAGUUUUGCUUUGGCGGUGACCAAGUCGCAAUGGGAUACCUCAACGACGCUCGCCUGACAACUGAAAAGUUCCUUGAUCACCCCAAAUUUGGGAGAAUCUAUCGUUCGGGAGACGUGGGUCGAAUGCUCCCUGACGGCUCGCUGAUGAUCAUUGGGCGACUCGACGACCAAAUCAAACUGCGCGGCCAACGGAUCGAGGCGGGCGAAGUCAACGGCAUCAUCACGAGCACGGGCUUGGCGGUAUCUGCAGUGACGGUUUCUGCUCAACGAGAGAAGGGUGCCUCUGACCAGCUCGUGUCUUUCUUUGUGCCGCCUGGAGCGGAUGCCGAGUUCGGACCCGUCGAGAUCGACCAGGAAGCCACUCGACAUCUGUUUGCAAGCCUAUCGUCUCUUGUGCCCUCUUAUAUGGUCCCGUCCUACUUGGUUCCGGUGUCUCAGAUCCCAGUCGGAUUUAGUGGAAAGCUUGAUCGGCGACGCCUCCAAGCGUGUUUUGAAAGCCUCGCGAGGGACUACCUGGAAGCUGCUGCUUCCACGACGCAGAGUCUGGACGACGAGACUGACUGGACUCGUGGGGAGUCUGUCAUUGCAGAGGUGCUUGCACACUCGACCAAAGUACCAACGGCCGACAUUAGACGAUGGACACCAUUCGCUGCUCUCGGAGUUGAUUCCAUAUCCGCCAUUGACGUCUCUCGCGUGCUCAACUCCAAACUAGGGACUCUGAUCCCCAUUUCAGCGAUACUGCAGAAUCCAACGGUUGCACAGCUCGCCAAGUACGUGGAGGCCACCGACAAGAGUCAAAGGAAGGCGGUAUCUCAACAUUCCAAUGCAUUCGCUGCGACCUUUGCCGAUGAAGAAGGCAUGCUUUCGCAAGGGACGCGCAGUUACUUCAACAAGAUCCUGCUUCGUCUCCGAAUUCGGGCCGAAGACAUGAGAACUUACUGGGACGUUGUUUCCCAGAGGCACGGUAUCUUGAGGACCUGUUUCGUUACCACAAGACGUGCGGCCCACCCAAUCGCGCAGGUCGUGUUAAGGACGUGGGAUGUUUCAUGGAGAAGCUUUGAAGUCAACGAGCCCUCCUUGGCGGGCGCAAUUCAAGAGCAUCUAGGAUGCCUGCCCGAUCCCUUGGAUUCCUGGCAGCCCCCCGUUUCCUGCGCUUUCAUGAGGUACAAAGGCACCACGUUCUUCUCCCUCAUCUGCCAUCACGCCACAUACGAUGGCGUGGCCAUGGAAAACCUAUGGAGAGAAAUCGAGGCCCUGGCCAACGGCCGCGCACUGCCGCCUCCCGUGGCUUAUAAGCCAUUCAUCCAGCAGGUCAUCAGUCUGCCUAAAGAUACUGAUGCAUUUUGGAUCGAGCAAUUCCGCGACUUUAAGCCAUCGAUCUUAUUCACUCGCCUGGCCGGCGCCGACAUCAACCAAUGCACACACACCACGUCGCUCGGCAUUACGCUCCACGAUGUCCAAAGGAGCUUAAGAUCUCUCGGGGUAUCCCUGUUAUGCGCAUGCCAGGCAGCCUGGGCAACCCUCGUCUCAAUCGCAUGCGGUUGCCCCGAUAUUGCUUUUGGCAAUGUCAUCAACGGCCGCACUGUUGAUCUGGAAGGCCUAGACCGCCUGGUUGCUCCUUGUUUCAACACAGUUCCGCUGCGGGUGGACCUUUCGAGGAGCCCUCAGUACAUCGACCUUGCCAGACACUUCCAGGACCUCAACGCACGAAUGCUUCGCUAUCAGUUCACUUCUUUGAGACAUCCGUUGAAGGAUAUGGACGAAGGCGUUUGGACACUGGAGGAGGAUUCUGGUGAUAUGGAUGUCCCGCUCGUGUGCGAGGUUGUCCCCUGCCCAGGCCUGAACUCGAUUGUCGUUAAUAUUCACUACGACAUUGGGAUUGUUUCUGGAGAUACUGCAGCAGCAUUGGCGGAUACCUUCAAAUGUGUGUUCGGGCGUCUGAUCGAUCUCCCGUUCACGAGUCCGUGCAGCAGGAGCACUCUACCGGAGAUGCUCCAACUAGGCCUUGCGGACUUGGUCCCUAGACAUGUGAAGCCGGGUGGAGGAGACCGUCAGCAGUCGGAGAACGAGACUUGGAGCGACUCCGAGAAGAGCCUCCGGCAGAUUCUAUCUGAGCUUUCUGGAGUGCCCGAGGAACGAAUCUCCCGCCACACCAGCAUAUUCCGACUUGGUUUGGACAGCAUCAACGCUGUACAAGUCGCAUCAAUCCUCAAGCGCAAGGGCUACAAGCUGUCGGCGUCGGACGUCAUUCGAUAUUCCAACUGUGCAAGGCUGGCCCCUCGGCUGGUUCGUGUCUCUGAAGAUGAUACCGCCCAGGAGCGUUCAAUGGAAAUUCUGAACAGAUACGCCAGCGAGGUGUCUACGCAGAUCAGCAGCGCUGUCCCGUCAGGACUUGGUGAACACGCAGAAGCCGUCCUCCCCGCGACUCCAAUGCAGGCUGCGAUGUUGGCGGCGUUUAUCCAAUCCCAAGGCAACCACUACCUCAACAUGCUCAAGUACCACAUUAACGAUAAUGUCCAUAUUGACGAGGUGCUGCACGCCUGGGAGGUGCUUCAUCGUCGGCAUCCGAUGCUCCGCACAGGCUUCGCUUCUGUCAGCCACAAAGAGAGCCCCUUUGCCAUGAUUCGACAUGCGGAAGUAUCCAUUCAGGCACCGAAAUGGCAAGACGAGUCUCGACGUCUGUUUUUGCAGUGUCCACACCUGCCGCCCUGGAAAGUGGUUUUAGUCAACUACGGAGAUGAGGUCCUGAUGAACCUGGCCAUUCAUCAUGCCCUCUAUGAUGCCUACUCAUUGGAGGAACUCCUGGUCGCAACCAAUGUGAGCUCAAACAGAGAGCUAAUGCGCGAAAUGAUGGGAUACAAUGUUGAGCUACACAAUCAUCAGUUUUCUCCCCUGAGUCAGAUCCAAAAGUGGCUGGGCCAUUCUGCGACUCCAGUUUUUGACACGCUUGUCAUUUACCAGAGGAGGGAGCGCAUCGGGCAGGGGUCUUGGACUUUGGUCAAUGAUGACCUGAUGGUGGAAUACGCCGUUUCUCUCGAGAUCGAGCCCACGAGCGCAGAAGACGUAUGCCUUAGGCUUACCUUUGCCAAGGAUGUCCUGCCCCAGGAACAGGCAAGCCUUCUUGUUCAACAGUUCGAUGCUACGCUGCAGCAUCUGAUCCGCGAGCCCGACGACGACGAACAUGGUCUGUACCAAAAGCGGGCUGAUCUUUUUGCAAUAACAGCGGCGGCGUCGCCCGUUCUACCGGCGCCAGUUCCGCUGCUGCACGAAUUCGUUGAAUGGAGGUCUACAAUUGACCCGGACUCGACGGCUCUCGAGUUUGUGAGCGGAUUUGAUAGCGGGCCUGCCACGAAACGAUGGAGUUACAGGGAGCUCGACCUCAUGGGCAACAGGGUGGCGAACCUGUUGCGAGAAACCACCAGUGUCGGCGACAUUGUGGCCAUUCAUUUUCAAAAAUGCCCAGAGGCGUAUUUCUCGAUACUCGGAAUCCUGAAAGCCGGCUGCUCAUUUGUCGCGCUCGACCCCCAUGCCCCAAUCGUGCGGAAAGACUUCAUACUGCGCGAUUGUCACGCCAAAUACCUCGUGACGGACCUCCAGAGCACGCUUGACUUUGAAUACUCGACAAGUAUCUUACGAAUCGGCGAGGAGUUGCUCCAGGGGUAUUCGGACGGGCGUCCUGCUCUGAAAGAGAGACGCCUCACCCCUAGUCACACGUGCUAUUGCCUCUACACAUCCGGCACCACAGGGACGCCGAAAGGGUGCGAGAUAAGCCAUGAGAAUGCAGUGCAGGCCAUGAUGGCCUUUCAAGAGCUUUUCCGGGGUCAUUGGGAGCACGACUCGCGCUGGCUCCAGUUUGCGGCGCUUCACUUUGAUGUCUCUGUCCUCGAGCAGUACUGGAGCUGGUCCGUAGGAAUCACGGUCGUAGCUGCGCCGAGGGACUUGAUCCUGGACGACCUCACUGGCGUGAUUAAUAGGCUUGGGAUUACCCACAUUGACUUAACUCCGAGUCUCGCCAGACUGACGCGUCCGGAUGAGAUGCCGAGCUUGUGCAGAGGCGUCUUCAUUACUGGAGGAGAGCAGCUGAGGCAAGAAAUUCUCGACAAAUGGGGCCCCAAAGCUGUCAUCUACAACGCCUAUGGACCGACUGAGGCGACAAUUGGGGUGACAAUGUAUCAGCGCGUACCCGUCAACGGCCGUCCGAGCAACAUUGGCCAGCAGUUCCCCAACGUCGGCUCCUACAUCUUCCAUCCGGGGACCGAGAUACCCGUCUUACGAGGCGCGAUCGGCGAGCUGUGCGUCUCAGGCAAGCUAGUGGGCAAGGGAUACCUGAACCGUCCGGAGCUCACAGAGGAGCGGUUUCCCACGCUUGCUGAGUUCGGCGAGAGAGUUUAUCGAACGGGCGACCUGGUCCGUAUUCUUUACGACGGGUGUUUCGAGUUUCUUGGCCGCGCCGAUGACCAGAUCAAGCUGCGCGGGCAGCGCCUGGAAAUUGGCGAAAUCAACCAUGCCGUUCGCACCGGAGUCCCAGACAUACAGAACGUCGCGACGAUAUUGGUUCGCCGUGAGGCGUCUGGAAAAGACGUCCUAGUCUCCUUCUUCGUCGGGCAGCAACAUGGUGGCUCGCAGGACCUCUCCUUUCUGCAGGACACAGACUGUUUGGGUGCCAAGGCAAGGGCGGCCUGUCUUGAACGGUUGCCGACAUACAUGGUCCCAUCUUAUUUCUUGCGGCUCCCGUACAUACCGCUUUCGCCAAACAACAAAGUCGAGGCAAGGGAGCUGAAGUCCGUGUUUGAACAGCUCUCGCACGAGCAGCUCAUGAAGCUAUCCGCUGCGACGGCGGCAUCGCAGGACCGGAGCCUCGACAAGAUUGCGCUCGGCAAAAUCAUCCGUCUCGUUUCCGAAUUCAGCACAGUUCCUGGAGAUACCAUUCUGGCCAUGCUGCUACGCUCCAAUGGCUUCCCGGCUGCGUCUCCAGCCAUGUUGUUGAGAUGCCCCGUCAUUGCAGAUCUGGUUAAUGCCCUCUCCACGAAUGCAGCCGCAAGACCGCAGGCGAACUCGGUCAGAGAGGCCCGGCAAUUGAUGCAAGCCUGCCAUCACAGAUAUCUUGGUCUAGUUUGCCGCGAGCUGGGCGUGGAACCUGACGAGAUCGAGUACAUUGCACCGUGCUCGCCGCUCCAGCAGGGAAUAACUUUCAAGGCAACUCAAGAAGAUGGCUCCGGCACCUACUUCAACUCUUUUGAGCUGCGUCUUGGCAACGAUGCAUCUCUGGAAAAGGUCCGCAGGUCGUGGAGCCGCCUCGUCGACUUUCACGCAAUUCUGCGAUCGGUGUUUGUCAAUACCCCGGAGGGAUAUAUCCAAGCCGCAUUGAAGCAACCCAAGAGCCCAUGGAGAGAAUUGACGGUCCAAGUGGAGGAUGAAAUAAACGACGUCAUGAGCACGGAAAUGCGAAGAUGGAUCCACGGAAACAAACAUCACAUCGUCAAUCCUUUUGAGCUCAUUCAUGUACACGGUCCAGGGUUCCAGAGGGUCUUCAUCCACAUUUUCCAUGCACUUUACGAUGGAAAUAGCUUGGAGCUCAUGAGCCAGUAUGCUUCGGCUCUUUACCACGACGAUGAGCCGACCUCUGGCCCUCUGUUCGUCGAAGCCCUGACCUCUGGCCCGCUGCAAAGCCAUGACCACUGCCGACAGUUCUGGAUUGAGUACAUGCAAGGCUGGGUGUCUUCACCGCUGCCGGCGCUCCAAGUCCCACCAGGGGAGCACGGGGCAGUGGCAGCGACUCGCAACGUAUCAUUAGGUCGAUUUGAAGAGCUGCGUUCUCAACAGAACGUCACCCUGCAGUCUGUCGUGCUGUCUCUAUGGGCGGCGGUCCUCCAGAGGCACUUGACCAGCAAGACAACCAUUGGUGUCGUUAUCGCGGGCAGGUCGAUUGACCUCCCUAAUGUCGAGCGCACAAUCGGGCCCAUGUUCAACACGGUGCCGUUCUUUAUCAAUGCCUUGCGAGGGCACACAUGGGCAUCCCUGAUUCGCGAGACCCAUACGUAUAGCACGUCUAUUCUGCCUUUCCAGCACGUACCCCUGAAGAGCAUUCAGAAAUGGUGCUCUGGGGGUCGAUCGCUUUUCGAUAACCUUUUCGUGUUUCAAAUCGAGCAGCCCAACCUGGCCGGCGAGGGAGCACCAUGGACCAUCGAGGAUGGUCCGAGCCAACCCGACUACACCUUGGCCUUCGAAGCCACACGGACUCUGGAAGGCGAGUUACGAGUGUCUCUUGUCGCGCAGAGUUGCUUUGCCGACUUGGCUAUGCUGGAGGACAUUCUCGACCAAUUCGAGCAUGAGGUGGGAACGGUCCAAGCAGAAGGGUUGGUGAAUCCUUCGCCAGCCGAUGAAGAGUUGCGAGAGCCGGCAGCAAAGAGCUGGGAAGAUGGAGAAGACUCGGACACGAUGGCGGCAAGCUUCGAAUGGACAGACCGGGCCGUCUUGGUCAGAGAAGAGCUUGGCCUCGACAGUAUCGACACGAUGAAGCUUUCGGCGAGGCUGAAGCGAAAGGCGAUCAAUCUCUCGUCAUCCAGCAUCUUGCGUUGCCAAAACAUAUCGCGCAUGGUUCAGCAGCUGGAGCUGUACGGCUACGACUCUCCACCCAUCGCCCAGAAUUUAAACCCGCUUCAAGAGAUGAGACUCAAGCUGCGCGCGCAAGUUGAGAAGGCGGGGGUAGACUUGGACACUGUCGAGUCAGUGCUGCCUCCGACCGCUCUGCAAGAGGCCAUGGUGGCGGGCAUGGUGCAGUCGGGCUUCCAGUGGUAUUUCAACCAUGACAUUCUCGAGGUCGCCGAAUGGGUCGACGUUGAGAGGCUCUCAAAGGCGUGGGAGGAUCUGGUUGAGUCGUCACCAAUCUUGCGUACUGGAUUCGUCGAGGUCGACGACGCAGACCUGGACAUGGCGUAUUGCCAAGUCACGUUCCAGGAUCCCACGCUGCACAUCAGGACAGUUUCGCUAUCAGACAUUUCUGAGGUCAACCAGAUAACGAUGGAUGCGACGCAGCUGGCCCUCGAAGGGCAAGGCUUGAGGGACCUCCUGCAACUCACUUUCGUCGCGCUCGAUGAGCAGCGGUUUGUUGUGCUUUCCAUGGCUCAUGCGUUGUACGAUGGGUGGUCGCUCGGCCUCAUGUACCGGGACCUCGAGGCAGCAUACAAGGGGCGCGUGGAAGCGAGGAUGCCCGUCGAUUCAUUCAUCUCACGUAUGCUUGCGUCCGGUACAACGGAAGCCCACGAGUUCUGGGCUAGCUACCUCGCCGGCCUCCGUCCCACUUUCUUGGCCGAGAAGGACAAGCUGACAGAAGCGACUUCCGAGUCGUCGAGUCGACGGAUUCGCAAGGAGACUGCUUCAAAGAAAACCUUGUUUGAGGUGAAGCAGUUUUGCAGAAAGAAGUCCAUCAGCUUACAGGCACUCUGCGCCGCAUCUUGGGCCAUGGUUGUGGCGGAGCAGGUCGGCGCCCUCGACGUGGUCUUUGGAGUCACCCUGUCCGGCAGAGAUGGCGAGGGAGCGGAAGCACUCAUGUUCCCGACAAUGAACACUGUGGCCAUACGAUGUAUUCUUCACGGUUACGUCUCGGGCUUUCUGCAGUACAUGGAAGCAAGCAUGGCGGAUGUACGCGGCUUUCAAGCGUUUCCCCUGCGCAAAGCCCACGCCGCAGCCAAGCUGAGAAACUCGGACAUGUUCGACUCAUUGUUCCUCUUCCAAAGGUCUCCAGAGACUGAGGACUUGAAUAACAAAAUGCUACGCUCGAUUAAAGGUGAAUCAGCUGUCGAGUAUCCAGUUUGCGCCGAGGCCGAGGCCUCAGGCAACCGAUUGAUGUGGCGCAUCGCCUGCCAUGAGCAGCUUUUUUCGAGUGAGGAAACAGAGGCUCUUGUCGACAAGGCAGACUGUGUUCUUCAGUUCAUGCUCGAGCACGAAAAUGCGGAUGUCUUGUCGUUUCAUGGAGAAGACGUAUCGAUUUGUGGCAUGCCCGCUGUUUCGAUCAGAGAAACCCCUGCAACAGACGGAGUUGCCAUACGCGACAUUCUCAGUCAGGUCUCUCAGGUUCCCGCCGAAGCGAUCACGCCUCGGUCCAACUUGUAUCAGCUUGGGCUGGACUCCAUCAGCGCGAUCAAGGUUUCGAUACUGCUGCGCAAGAGAGGGAUUUAUCUCAAGCCGAGAGAGCUUGUCAGGCUUUCUACCAUUCACGAAAUUGCCAGUACAGCAAGCUUGGAGAAGAAAACUGAGGAGCCAACUUCCCGUGCUGCGGCCAGGUGGGCGCCGCCGGCGCACAUCGACACACAGCGUCUGCUGCGCGAAUGCGGCCUACGGCAAGAAAGCGUCGAUAAGAUUUUGCCCGCGACUCCAAUGCAAGUUUACAUGUUGACGGUAUGGCAGAACUCUGCAGGGUCGGUGUUUUUUCCGGAAUUCUGCUACCGGGUUAAUGGUGCAGUUGAGGAGUCUCAAGUUCGUGGAGCGUGGAAAUCUCUCGUCGAGGAGGUUCCAAUCUUGCGAGCACGCUUCGUCGCGACUGGUUCCAGAGAACUUCCAUGGCUCCAAAUGGUAAUCCGCAAAGAAGAGGUGCGGUCGUGCCGCGUUUCGCAGCAUCUGGCCUGUCUCAAGGUCACCCGAGAUGAGUCGGGGCGGGGCUUGGGGCUGCGACUGAAGAUUCAUCACGCCUUGUACGAUGGCUUCAGUCUCCCGGCUCUUGUAUCUCGGCUAUGCGAGUUGCUGAAUGGAGGCAGCAUCGGGGAUGAGCAAGGCCUCUCACGCUGGGCGCGGUAUUGUAUCGCCCCGUGCCUCUCGGAAGCUAAGCGGAGACGGCAAAUAUUCUGGACUGCCUAUCUUGGAGAAGGCGCCGCAACUUCGUCCUCAGUCAUGCCGUCGACGGUAUUUACUGAAAGGGUGUUGUAUCUCGACGGUUCGGCCAUCAAGGAUAUCGGGCGCCUCCGUGUGACAGCAUCGCAGAGCGGAAUUAGCCUGCAAUCGCUCUUUCUGGCCGGGCUGGCAACUGCCCUUGACAAACGGAACCCUCGUGGAGGCAGAGAAUCGAUGGUCCUGGGCAUAUACCUGGCGAACCAGACGGCGGACGAGGGAGAUUCACCGCAAGCGGUGUUCCCGACACUCAACCUCGCGCCCCUCAAGGUGCAGCUGGGGCACGACGACGAGGGCCUGGUGACGCUUGCCAGAGCCAUCCAAGAUGACAUUCACAGCUUGAGCAGUGACGGGCGGGCAGAGGUCGGCCUCUGGGAGAUUAUGGCAUGGACCGGCGUCAAGGUGGACUGUUUCGUCAACUUCCUCGCCGACCUACCAAGCGCGAGUGUAGAUACAGACUCUGAUCGCCAGGCCGCUGUGACCUUAACUCCUGUACAGGACCCGGGCGAUGCCUCGACUACGAACAAUGAGGAUUCGGACUCUGCGCUGUUGGAGCAGCCUUGGGUGCAGAGGAACGCGGUCCGGGACGCUUUUCCGCCAUCUGUGGACGUAGAGGCUUCGGUGCAGGACCUGAAGCUGGCCAUGGGCAUCUUUGGCCUGCGGACGCGUGUGUCUGACGGGUGGGCCGCAGGGCUUGUCGCCGACACAGCGGCGCUCCUCGACCAGGCUGGCGUAGAACAGUGUUCGCCGUAG
Hirsutella rhossiliensis is the source of this 13839-nucleotide messenger RNA. RefSeq names its product AMP-binding enzyme domain-containing protein. The record is from RefSeq and is a predicted model, not a curated record. The transcript has 10 exons. Gene Ontology annotation, molecular function: phosphopantetheine binding; catalytic activity. Gene Ontology annotation, cellular component: cytoplasm. Gene Ontology annotation, biological process: amino acid activation for nonribosomal peptide biosynthetic process; secondary metabolite biosynthetic process. NCBI's taxonomy places the organism in Eukaryota, Fungi, Ascomycota, Sordariomycetes, Hypocreales, Ophiocordycipitaceae. The coding region runs from base 1 to 13839 and encodes 4612 amino acids.